AUGAGUGACCUACCCAUUGAAUUUACUGAAUUGGUCGAUCUGACGUCUCUAGGAAUUUCCCCUCAAUUUCUAGACUUCAGAUCAACGACUUUCGAGAGUGACCAUUUCGUCACCGUCAGAGAAACGAAGGACGGUGCUAACUCGGUCGCAAUCGUAGAUUUGACCAAGGGCAAUGAAGUGACAAGGAAAAAUAUGGGUGGUGAUUCCGCUAUUAUGCAUCCUUCUCAAAUGGUUAUUUCCGUUAGAGCCAAUGGCACCAUCGUACAAAUAUUCAAUCUGGAGACCAAGAGCAAGCUGAAAUCUUUUACUCUAGACGAGCCGGUCAUUUUUUGGAGAUGGUUGAGCGAGACCACUUUGGGUUUUGUCACCGCAAGAUCCAUACUUACUUCCAAUGUCUUUGAUGGUAAUGUGAACGCCAAGCCUCAAUUGCUCACUACAAGACACGCCAACUUGAACAACACCCAGAUUAUCAAUUUCGUGGCAAACAAGAACCUUGAUUGGUUUGCCGUUGUCGGUAUCUUACAAGAAAAUGGUCGCAUUGCUGGUAGAAUCCAAUUAUUCUCCAAGCAACGUAACAUCUCGCAAGCCAUUGAUGGUCACGUUGCCAUCUUCACCAACAUAUUGUUAGAGGGUAAUGGCUCGACCCCAGUACAAGUUUUUGUCACCGGUAACAGAAACGCCACCACAGGAACUGGCGAAUUGAGAAUCAUCGAGAUCGACCAUGAUGCUUCUUUGCCAUCUCAAUACCAGAAGAAGACCACCGAUAUUUUCUUCCCCCCAGAUGCAACAAACGAUUUCCCCAUUGCUGUUCAAGUUUCUGAAAAAUACGGCAUAAUCUACCUGUUAACCAAAUACGGUUUCAUCCAUCUGUACGAAUUGGAAACAGGCACAAAUCUAUUUGUUAAUAGAAUUACUGCUGAAUCUGUGUUCACUGCCACUUCUUAUAACCACCAAAAUGGUAUUGCAUGCAUUAACAAGAAGGGUCAAGUCUUGGCGGUCGAAAUUUCCACUUCUCAAGUCGUUCCGUACAUCUUGAACAAGUUGUCCAACGUAUCACUAGCUUUAACUGUCGCUACAAGAGGUGGUUUGCCAGGCGCUGAUGAUUUAUUCCAAAAGCAAUUCGAAUCGUUAUUAUCACAAAAUGACUACCAAAAUGCAGCCAAAAUCGCAGCUUCUUCCACUUCUUUAAGAAACCAAAGUACUAUCAACAGAUUGAAAAACAUUCAAGCCGCCCCAGGUGCCAUUUCUCCUAUUCUUUUGUAUUUCUCCACAUUGUUGGACAAAGGUAAACUGAAUAAAGAAGAAACCAUCGAAUUGGCUAGACCAGUUCUACAGCAAGAUAGAAAACAGCUGUUUGAGAAAUGGUUAAAGGAAGAUAAAUUAGAAUGUUCCGAGGAAUUGGGUGACAUUGUCAAACCUUUCGACACCACUUUGUCACUAGCUUGUUACUUAAGGGCAAGUGCUCACGCAAAAGUUAUUUCUUGUUUGGCAGAAUUGCAACAAUUUGAAAAAAUUAUUCCUUACUGUCAGAAGGUUAGCUUUCAACCAAACUUUUUGGUUUUGAUAUCCUCUUUAAUCAGAUCCUCACCAGAUAGAGCCUCCGAAUUUGCCGUAUCCUUAUUGCAAAAUCCAGAAACUGCUUCUCAAAUCGACAUCGAAAAAAUUGCUGAUUUAUUCUUUUCUCAAAACCACAUCCAACAAGGUACUUCUCUACUAUUGGACGCUCUAAAAAGCGAUACCCCAGAUCAAGGCCACUUGCAAACUCGUGUUCUUGAAGUUAAUCUACUACACGCUCCUCAAGUUGCUGAUGCCAUCUUGGGUAACAACAUCUUUUCUCAUUAUGAUAAACCAACUAUUGCGUCAUUAUCAGAAAAAGCAGGGCUAUACCAGAGAGCUUUGGAAAACUACACAGAUAUUAAAGAUAUCAAAAGAUGUGUUGUUAACACCAGUGCCUUGCCUGUUGACUGGCUGGUUGCUUAUUUCGGUAAAUUGAACGUCGAGCAAUCUCUGGCGUGCCUGAAAGCUUUAAUGGAUAACAAUAUCCAAGCUAAUAUUCAAAUUGUUGUUCAAGUAGCCACCAAAUUCUCCGACUUGAUUGGUCCUUCCAUUUUAAUUAAGUUAUUCGAAGACUACAACGCUACUGAAGGUUUGUACUAUUACUUAGCCUCUUUGGUGAACUUAACCGAAGAUAAAGAUGUUGUUUACAAGUACAUCGAGGCCGCUUCUAAGAUGAAGCAAUACAGAGAAAUUGAAAGAAUUGUUAAGGAUAACAACGUUUACGAUCCAGAAAGAGUCAAAAAUUUCCUAAAGGAUGCUAACUUGGAGGACCAAUUACCUUUGGUCAUUGUUUGCGACCGUUUUGAUUUUGUUCAUGAAAUGAUUUUAUACUUGUACAAAUCCCAAAAUUUGAAGUUCAUCGAAACUUAUGUUCAGCAAGUCAACCCUUCCAAGACUGCCCAAGUUGUUGGUGCAUUAUUAGAUAUGGAUUGUGACGAAAAGUUUAUUCAAAGUUUACUACAAUCUGUUUUAGGUCAAGUACCUAUUAAUGAGUUGACUACUGAAGUUGAAAAAAGAAACAGAUUGAAAAUCUUGCUACCUUUCCUAGAGCAAAGUUUAAGUCAAGGUGUCCAAGACCAAGCUGUCUACAAUGCAUUGGCUAAAAUUUAUAUCGAUUCUAACAACUCACCUGAAAAGUUUUUGAAGGAGAAUGAUCAAUAUGAUACUUUAGAUGUUGGCCGCUACUGUGAAAAGAGAGAUCCAUACCUUGCUUACAUCGCAUAUGAAAAAGGACAAAACGAUGACGACUUGGUUAGAAUUACAAAUGAAAAUAGUAUGUACAAAUACCAAGCAAGAUACUUGUUGGAACGUUCUGACCCAGAGUUGUGGAACAAGGUCUUGGAUCCAGAGAAUAUCCACAAAAGACAGUUGAUUGAUUCAGUCAUCUCUGUCGGUAUUCCAGAAUUGACUGACCCUGAACCUGUUUCUUUGACUGUUCAAGCGUUCAUGACCAAUGGUUUGAAAUUAGAACUAAUUGAAUUAUUGGAAAAAAUUAUCUUGGAACCUUCUCCUUUUAACGACAAUGUAGCUUUACAAGGCCUAUUAUUGUUGUCUGCUAUUAAAUAUGAACCAACCAAGGUUUCAAGUUAUAUUGAAAAGCUAGAAAAUUACGAUGCUGACGAAAUUGCACCAUUGUGUAUCGAGCAUGAUCUUAAAGAAGAGGCCUUUGAAAUUUAUGACAAACAUGAAAUGUAUGGCAAAGCUUUGAAAGUUUUGGUCGAGGAUAUCAUGUCUUUAGACAGAGCUGCAGCUUAUGCUGACAAGAUCAAUACGCCUGAAUUAUGGUCUCAAAUCGGUACUGCCCAAUUGGAUGGAUUGAGAAUUCCAGAUUCUAUUGACUCAUACAUUAAAGCAGAAGAUCCAUCUAAUUAUGAGAAUGUUAUUGACAUCGCUGAACAAGCUGACAAGCACGAAGAGUUGAUCCCAUACUUAUUAAUGGCUAGAAAAACUUUAAAAGAGCCAAAAAUUGACGGUGCUUUAAUUCUGGCUUACGCUGAACUGAACAAGAUUCAUGAAAUUGAGAAUUUGUUAUCUGGCUCCAAUGUCGCAAACUUGAAUCAAGUUGGUGAUAAGCUAUUCGAAAACAAGGAAUAUAAAGCAGCCAGAUUAUGUUAUUCUGCAGUUUCCAAUUACUCCAAACUUGCUUCCACUUUAGUUUACUUAAACGAUUAUCAAGCUGCCGUGGACACUGCUAGAAAGGCUUCGAACAUCAAAGUUUGGAAGCUUGUUAACGACGCUUGUAUUGAAAAGAAAGAGUUUAAAUUGGCCCAAAUUUGUGGGUUGAACUUGAUUGUUCAUGCUGAAGAAUUAGACGAAUUAGUAGACAGAUACGAGUCAAACGGUUACUUCGAGGAACUGAUUUCAUUAUUCGAAGCCGGUUUGGGUUUAGAAAGAGCCCAUAUGGGUAUGUUUACCGAACUUGCCAUUUUGUAUUCUAAAUACGAACCAGACAAGUCCUUCGAACACUUGAAACUAUUUUGGUCCAGAAUUAAUAUUCCAAAGGUCAUAAGGGCAGUCGAACAAGCCCAUCAAUGGUCAGAAUUAGUCUUUUUGUAUGCUCACUACGAUGAGUGGGACAAUGCUGCUUUAACUCUGAUUGAAAAGUCUGGUAAGGAAUUAGAUCAUGCUUACUUCAAGGAAGUCAUUGUUAAGGUUUCUAACUUAGAAAUUUACUACAAAGCCAUCAAUUUCUAUGUCAAAUUUCAUCCAUCGUUACUGGUCGAUCUUCUGAGUUCAUUGACUCCAAGGUUGGAUAUUCCAAGAACUGUAAAGAUUUUUUCCAAAUCCGACAACUUGCCUUUAAUUAAACCAUUUUUAAUCAAUGUUUUACCAAAGAACAACUCUGUUGUCAAUCAAGCCUACCAUGAUUUGAUGAUCGAAGAAGAAGAUUACAGAGCUUUACAAGAUGCUGUCGAUUCAUACGACAAAUUCGACCAAUUGGGUUUAGCAUCCCGUCUAGAAUCUCACAAGUUAAUAUUUUUCAAGAAAAUUGCCGCUUUAUUAUAUCGGAGAAACAAGAAAUGGGCAAAGAGUUUGUCAAUAUUGAAAGAUGAAAAGCUGUGGAAAGACGCUAUUGAAACAGCCGCUAUUUCGCAAGAUUCAAAGGUAGUAGAAGACCUGAUUACCUAUUUUGUCGAAACUGGUAACAAAGAAGCUUUUGUUGCAUUGCUGUAUGCUGCGUACAACUUGGUGAGAUUCGAAUUUGUCUUGGAAAUAUCAUGGAUGAAUUCGUUGGAAGACUACAUUAAACCAUACGAAAUAUCUGUAAAGAAAGAACAAAGUGAUUCUAUUAGAAAGCUUCAGGAAUUGAUUGAUAAGUCAGGUUCUGACGAAGAACAAAGAGAUGGCCAACCUUUGAUGUUGAUGAACAGUGCAAUGAAUUUACAACCCACAGGAUUUUAA
Molecule: messenger RNA, 4959 nt
Organism: Saccharomyces eubayanus
Lineage: Eukaryota; Fungi; Ascomycota; Saccharomycetes; Saccharomycetales; Saccharomycetaceae
Gene: CHC1
Product: clathrin heavy chain
Exons: 1
Coding region: 1-4959 (1652 amino acids)
Biological process (GO): receptor-mediated endocytosis; intracellular protein transport; Golgi to endosome transport
Cellular component (GO): clathrin coat of coated pit; clathrin coat of trans-Golgi network vesicle; actin cortical patch
Molecular function (GO): clathrin light chain binding; structural molecule activity
Source: RefSeq, a predicted model, not a curated record